CAACACACCCACAACAAUGGGAGACUGAAAUGAGGAAUAUUAGAGACAUAAAUUUAGACGCAUUUAAAUAUCUGCUUGCCAUCCCACCUAGGUUUUGGUCAAGAUCUAGAUUCACCUCUAGAUCACAAUGUGACACUCUUGUGAACAACAUGUGUGAGGGCUUUAAUAGUGUGCUAGUUGAUAGUAGGUCUAAGCCUAUUAUUAGCAUGUUAGAAGACAUAAGGGUUUACAUAAUGAAGAGAUGGGCUGCCAACAGGACAAAGAUCACAUCAUAUCAAGGUUCAAUCUGCCCCAAGGUUUUUAACAGAUUUCAGAAGGAGUCCUGGUUAACUAGAUAUUGGUUACCAAGAAGAAUACAUUGGCCACUGGUUUAGGAAGUCUACUUAUGAAGAGACUUACAACACAAUAAUUAACCCUAUCAAUGGACAACAUGUCUGGGAUGUUACACCCUAUGCAGAUAUAUUACCACCAAAGAAGAGGACAAUGCCAGGAAGGCCCAAGAAGAAACGAAGACUAGAGGAGUGGGAGUUGAAGAAGAAUAACAGUGAAUUAAGAAAGGGUGGGCAGAGGAAAACAUGUGCCAUCUGCAAAGAAC
Messenger RNA from Vigna angularis (adzuki bean), 595 nucleotides. RefSeq lists its product as uncharacterized. The record is from RefSeq and is a predicted model, not a curated record. The transcript has 3 exons. Bases 30 to 374 code for a protein of 114 amino acids. NCBI's taxonomy places the organism in Eukaryota, Viridiplantae, Streptophyta, Magnoliopsida, Fabales, Fabaceae.